GGUCACGACUUACAGUUAUUUUUCAGUCUUCAACCUGCUUCAUUCUCAAAUAUAGAAAUAUAUUCCGUUUGAUAGGAUUUCUAGCUGAUCAGCAGAAAGUUCUGGAGUAUUUCUGUGGAAACGGUAUUACUGAUUACUUGAAGUUUUAGGCAAAAUUACACUGAAUUUGAUUACGAAGAUUGUGCAGUCGCCAUGGAUGAAAGGGUUUCUGACUCAAAGCAAGCUCGUUGAAACUUUUCACGACCAACUUCACUCUUAAAACAAGGAGGGAAAAUACCAAGGAUUGUAAAUGAGACUGUUUGACUGAAGUACUGAAUAGUUUUCGAAAGAACCAACUUAAAGAAAGCUUUUCUGCUGUAAGAAUGGGAAGAAAGUUAGAGGAACGCCGUCAGCGAUUGGAGCGCAAAACUGCCAGAGUGUUCUUCAGUUCUCCAUUUGGAGGUCUCGAAGAGGAACGAGAGGAGUUAACCAAGAAAUACUGGCCACGACUCGAGAGUAUAUGCAACAAGGCUGGCUAUGAUUUUAUCCCUGUCGAUUUGAGAUGGGGCAUUACGUCUGAGAUGUCGUCCAGUGCUGUCACUAUCAAGAUUUGCCUCAAUGAAAUGGACAGGUCUGAUAUGAUCGUCGGUUUUUUUGGACAGCGGUAUGGUUGGCAUGGUGAAGACAAACUGCUUCAGAAAAGUUUCGACGUUGCGGCAGAGUUCUAUCCAUGGCUGAACGACUACCGUGACAAGAGCGUGACGGAACUAGAGUAUCUACACGGCCACCUUAGAAACCCUGGUGCCAGAGCUGCUUGUUUCUUUUUUAGAGAUAAAGCUUACGAUGACAUGAAGUUAGAGGAAGCAAAAAAGACUGGUAAUGAAAGAGAAAUCAGGAAGUUUGUUGCAUCAACUGACGGUCCACAUGCUGCUGAACGACUUCUUGAUCUAAAACAGAGAAUAGAACAAACAAGAGACAAGUGUCUUGCAGUCUACAUGAGCUACCCAACACCCAAAGAAGGAGCACGCUUAAUGUUUGAAACGAUUGAAAAAUACUUCAAGGAGGUGCUAUUGUCUCGCCCUGCUGUCAAGCUCACAGAAAGAGAAGAAGAAAACCUACAACAUGAUAUAUUCCUGGCCAGUAGACUGGGUAUGGGUGGUAACUACGUGGGUGGCCAGAAAUACCUCGAUGAGAUUGAUAAAUACUUCUUGCAUCAGGAAAACGAAGAGGCUAACCGUGUUCUGGUACUUGGACCCGGAGGAAGCGGAACGUCUUGUAUGCUGAGCAACUGGGUGACCUUACAUCAGAUGAGAAGCCCUCAAGAUAUCGUCAUUUACCACUUCGUUGGCUCAACAAGCAGAGGAACAGCCCCUGAGUUCAUCAUGUCACGUAUAGUAGACGAGCUAAAUGACGAGCUUCAAGAUCGAGUUGUACACGACAACAGCUUUGCUUCCGAUCCUAAUGACGACAUGCGCGAGCUUUUCCGUAAACUAACUGGUUUGAUGCGUCGAGUCAAAGAGACCGGUUCCAAAGCAUUCAUCAUAAUAGAUGCACUGAAUAAUGUCGACAAGUUGGGACAGACCAUGAAAGCUCUUUACUGGCUUCCUAAAGAUAUUCCACCUUGUGUCUAUCUGAUAGUUUCUACCCUAACAUCUGAUUCAGCCAACAUCAACGAGCUUAGAGAGAGGUCGUAUCAUAAAAUCUACACAAGGCCACUCGAUUUGAAUGAACGAGAACAAAUGGCGCUAACUGCCUUAAAAAAGCGCGGGAAAACUUUGUCCAAGGAGCAGCAACAARGAGUCUUCGCUCAAAAACAAACAGAAAAUCCUCUCUACCUGGAAAUUCUUCUCAUGGAACUUGUUAGUUUUGGUGAAUUCUUUCAGUUGGAUUCCUACAUUGAUAGUCUCAUCCAGGCAAACGACACAAAAGGUUUGUUUUUGAAGUAUCUUGAACGACUCGAGAAAGAUUACAACCCAGAAGAUUACCAUGGAAACCUAGCAGAGGAGAUCACGUGCUGUAUUCAUUUGGCAAGGAAUGGCCUCUCUGAAAAAGAAGUUCGUUCUAUUCUUGGUAUCUCAAAUCAAGUGUGGUCGUCCAUUUUCUUUGCCAUGGAUGACUUUUUGAUUGAUCGGGAUGGCCUUUACAGCUUUUCCUUUAAGGAGCUUGGAGAAGCUAUAGAAGAGCGUUAUUUCAAAGAUGACGACAAGAAGAAGCAGUACACUCGUAAAAUUGCCCACUAUUUUGAUGAAAAGCUCAAGUGGCCUAAACAAGUAUGAUUUAAUAGGCUACUGGAAUACAACUGGUUUGUCUGAUGACGAGAUCGUUACCAAGCAACAGAAAGUAAUCGAUGACCAGCUUGCGUUGUUCUACAACGAGGGAGAAGAUAAAGGAGAAAGCCCUAAAUAUGCUUUAGAUAUGAUGAUUCCAUUUGUCUAUGAUUUAGCACAAUUCCUCAGCAAUGCAGGCCACGUCAAAGCAGCUGAACCAUUUCUUGAACGUGCUUUACAAAUGACUAAAUCCCUUCAUAAGAUUGAGGACAUUAAAGGCGAUCCAGUCCUUGCUGACAAAUUCUGUAACAUUGGGAAUACUUUAGCUUGUCAUUAUGUGGACACGGAGCAGUUUGAUAAAGCAGACAUACUUCAUCAUGAAGUACUGGAACUUAAACAAAAGUUUGAGCGCAGCAUGAAGGAUGGGACAUUAAAUCUAGCAAAAACCCUUAAUGGUCUUGGGGUUUUGAAUUUCAAGCAGUUUAAGUAUCAGGAGGCUCUAGACUUUUAUCAACGAUCUUUGGAUAAACAUCGUGAAGCGCACUCUCCACAACGUGAAAUUGCUGAAUUGCUAAAUAACAUUGGAAGUGUUUACCACGCGUUGGGCCAAUGGGAAGACGCGAUAGAAAAGCUAAAAGAGUCGCUGGAAAUAUACGAGGAAGCCUUCUUUGGCAGUCUACCAGCGGAUGUUGGAGGCACCAUGCUGAACCUUGCUAUGGCGUACCGCAGAUUGGAUAAAUAUGAGUAUGCAGAACCUCUAUACGUAAGAGCUUUGGAAAUCCGCGAGAAUGCGUACGGUGAAAACCACCAUGAAGUUGGACAAACGUUGUUGAGUUAUUCAGCAUUUCUACUUUACGAUCAAACAGAGAAAGCAGCAGAAUGCUCCAAAAGAGCCGCCCAAAUUUACGAGAACUCCUUUGGCUUGGAUCAUCUAAACACUCUGAACGCACUGGAAAACGUCGCGUUAGCUUACUUAAUAAUGAAGAAACCAGCAGAAGCACAUCCUUAUUUCAAAAAAGCCGGUGAGAGGAAAGAAGCUACAGACCGCAUGGAUACAUCCAUCCAGAGACUAAACGCUGUCAUGGCUGACUACUAUUUGAAUUCCGGUCAAAAUGAAGAAGCUCGUCAGCUGUUUGGUCGGAUUGUCAAGGCAUCUUUUGCCACGGAUCGGGAUUUUGCCGCGCUGGAUUACCUAGAUUCAGAACUACCCGCUGAUAAAAGACCUAAAAGGAAAAGAGAACACACUAUAGCCUAUGCUAUAGAAAAAUUUCCAAAAAGUGUCAUGGUCCUUGGUAGGAUCCAAGAGCUAUACUCUACAACUGGUAAUGCCAAAGAGAUGGUACAGGUGCUGAAAAAUGGAGAGUUUGAAGUGGAGCACUAUAAUAAUGCUUAUCAGGCUUUCGUUAAACACAAUCACAAGAAAGAAGGGAUUGCGUUACUUGUUGCUGCUCAUGAAAAAUUCCCGGAUGACAAGAUUGUAAUGUCUAACCUAGCCUCAGCGCACAUGGCUCAUAAAGACUAUUCAAGUGCAUCAACGAUCUUCAAAGAACUUCUCAAGAAAGACCCAAAAGAUCUAAAUUCUUUAGAAUCCUAUGCUAAUGUGCUUUCGUUAACUGGACGAAUCAACGAGGCGCGUGACAUUUACAACAAGGCGCUGAAACUGGCUGAGAAAGCGUCUGACAAAACUGCAGUAGAUCGACUGAGCGGCAGGAUGAAGCUUUUGAAUGAGAUGUGAAGUUGUUCCAGACAUCAAGGACACACUAUUAACUAUUAUGAAGUUGAUGGAGGGAGGAAACUGGGUCGAGUUGGCAUCGCAGUGCAUUGUGGGACAGUUUAAAGGAACGAGAUAAACGCCAUCUUGGAAAUAUGUCCGCUAAAACAGUCUCACAAUGCACUUCAAUGCCAACUCGGCCCAAUUUUUCCUAAACUUCGGAAUCUCUAAUUUUAUUGCCAAGAUUUGUUUUCAAUUAAUUUCGUUGAAGUACUUGUACGUAUAUAUACAAACAAUACAACGUUUUUGGCCUUCACCAGUUGCAGCCAUGCUUGCUCGGACUGGAAGUCGAAUAUAACAUAAAAAACACCCAUGCACAUCAGUUAAUCAAAAUGACUACUCUAGAUAGCCUAUCAACUUGGGCCACAAUUAGUAUAGGAAAUCGCACGAUCUAGAGUACAAUUCGUAAUUUAUAGGUACGAGUGGUGUUUUGAAAGUUUUCAAAAUUGGACGAGCCUUUAUGGGAGUCCAAUUUGAGA
Messenger RNA from Actinia tenebrosa (Australian red waratah sea anemone), 4496 nucleotides. RefSeq names its product TPR repeat-containing protein DDB_G0287407. The record is from RefSeq and is a predicted model, not a curated record. Gene Ontology annotation, cellular component: Cul4-RING E3 ubiquitin ligase complex. NCBI's taxonomy places the organism in Eukaryota, Metazoa, Cnidaria, Anthozoa, Actiniaria, Actiniidae. Gene Ontology annotation, molecular function: protein binding.